CCCCGCCAGCCCCUUUGUUUUGAGCGGCGCUGGCAGCGCGACCGGCAGCGGCGGGGAGAGGCCCGCACUGCUCCGCUCCGCACCGAGCGCCCAGCCCCGAGCCUCGCGGCGGCAGCAGCACCGUCGGGCACAGCGCGGCCUGGCCCGGCCCGGCCCGGCCCCUGCUCGGCUGUGAGUGCGGGGCGGGGGGUGGUUGGCAGCGCCGGGCUCCCGGUCGCUGAGGGGCGGCCACCGGGCGCAGCGCUACGCCGAGAUGGUCACUGGUCCUGCCAUGCCACACAAGUGCCAGCGUUGACCUGAGGGAGUAGCGGGUGCCGGUACUGGGUGGAAGCCACCUCCCUUGGCAGCAGCAGAGGCUCAGCUUCAGGUACUCUGAAACUGCACCCUUAGGGUGAGCUUUGAGGGUACGCUCAGGCACGCCUGCUGACAAGCUGUUUGUGAGCAGCCUCACCUUUGUGUAGGCUGCACGUUUCUCCUGUUUCUCUCUGUCAGUUCUGCUUGUGAGCCGAACUGGCUCUGCGAUAAAAAGCAAAACAAAAUCAACCAGCAUGUGGUUAGUUGUUGACAGAGCUGUGGAGGAAAGGGGAGGGAUAAAAAACACGGGGGUGUUGCUGUGCUGGCAGGGUGAGUUCAGAGUAACAAAGUAAUUUGUACAGGAACAGUUUACUGAUACAAGGUGUUGGGACAAGCAUUCUGUGUACCUGAUUUACUGACCUCUGAAUGACAGCUAUUGUCGGGUUAUUUAUGAGGAACCUCUUCUGUAGACAAGCCCACAAAUGAUGUAGACCUUAAGGAAAUAGAGAAACUUGAUCUUCAGUAAACCCAGCUUAGUCUAGAGAUGUGUGUGCAGGUAAUAUUCAUGUAAGAGCCAUGUCCGUAUUGUUAAAGCAUUUUUAAAACCUGUUGAUGUAAGUGUAAUUAUUUUUCCCCUUCCAUUUCUUUUGAAUAGAUAACAUCUUUGAUUUGUUUAAGGUCCUUUCUUGGUGCCCCUUACUCAGACAAGCAGUCCAACGCGUUCUGUGUUUUUUUUAUAAUAUCUCAUAAUAAUUCCCAAUAGCUGCCUUUAGGGAUUAUUUUUUCUGCUUUGUCUAAACUUAUUGUAGAGAUCUCAGUGUGAAAGUAGCCCAAAAAUGCUUUAUAAUGCAGAGUCUGCAGGCAUGUGUAGUUACCUUUGUAUACACUGAAGAUGCAGCCAAGUAUAUCUUCUUGCAAGUUUCCCCCCCCCUUGUGUGCUAGACAGCUCAGCAUCAGGCACAGAUUCCCCUCUGCUCUGCCAGCUAUGAGACUGAAAGAUGGGGCAGGCAGCUGGAAGUAGUGGCAUUUUAAGGCUGCCAGAGCAAGAUUUGCAAGAAGACUGAACUGUAGCAUGUCUGAUGGAGCUGAGCAUGCGGUAGUGUUAUUGAUAGUCUUACAUAAUUACUUAAAGCAAACCUACAGAAGUAAUUGACUAGGUAGAAAUCAAAUCCUUGUAUAUUCAAAAACAGUCCUUUCUGCAGUGGAGUUUAAUUCUUCUUCCAUUCUGGUCUCUUAUCUGUGAUGACGUGGUAUUUAUCCCUGGCUUAGUUUUUGCUCCGUGGAUUUUUCAGUCUCCAUCUCUUUAAUCCAUUAUGGCAUUUAAAAACAAACAAACAAAAAAACAGGACCACCAUCAUUUGCUGACCAAUUUUGUCUUAUUCCAAGUUCCCAGCAUAAAGAUGAUGUUGCUUCUUCCAGUGAGCAGUCUUCACCCAGAGGCUUUAUUUCCAUUUGUUAGUGAUUGCGUUAUAUGGUUCUUUUAAGACUUUAACUGUUCACAUAAUGAGAUUGAUUUUUGAACACCUUUUUUUCCCUCACAGUUUUUUGCCCUCUCAUGCAAUAUGCCAGUGUCCUGUUUCUGAUUCCAGGCUAGCUUUGCUUUGGAAAAGCUCCAUUAACUUCAGUGAAAUUCUGGCUUUAAACUGUGACACCAGAAUCAGGCCUUUAGCGUUUGUUUUCAUAGGUAUGUUUCCCUUUUCUACUUCUGAUGCUGUGUUUCUGCCUGCUUUCUCACUCUGAGUAGUGUAGAGUUAAUUGCAGAUCGAGUCCCGUGUAAGGGUUAGGGUGUUAACAACAGAGCUGUUGAGAGGGUGGCUGCAGCAGCAGUGGUGGUUGUUGUUCUUGGUUUUUAUGUGGCCUGCGUCAUUACGGGGUAGAACAGUUGUGAAAUAUCUUGGAUAGAGUAUCUGUUGCAGAUCAGGCUGUGGAAUUAUGCCUUGUUAACUGAUUGCCUCAGAGAGAUUUUACUAGAUAUGCUCAUCACAACAGUGUUUUUCAGACAGUGAAGUGACACUUAAUCUUGUUUUAAUUCAAGUUAAAGGAAGUAUUUCGUAGGAUAAAUGAGCCGUACCAAGAAUCUGCCUUAUAAAUAUGUGUGGGAAAUUCUUUAUGGAAAAUGAGAAGGCAGAAACGUCUUUUCUCAACGAGUAGAUGCAUAGCGCAUAUUCUUGGUCUUUAUAAAGACAGUAUCUUUUAAAGGGGCUGUGUUUAUUUAAAAGAAGGUUUUUCUUAAGGAACAAUGCCUUUUUUUUUUUUGUAUUCAAUAUUAAGUGAUGAUGCAGCCAGAUUCGGAUUGGGUAAUUGCAGCUCUAAAGACACUGGCAUGUCAGGAAAUGAAAACUGAGUUAGGUGCUAACGUUUACUGGCUGUAAGUGGGGAAUGAGGGAAACUUAAUGUAAUCCCUUGGAUUAUUUAGGGAAUAAAUAUUUCCGUAAGUUUUAAAAUAAUUCAGUAUAUGUCUUUCUAGACUUGAAAGUAAGUGCUUUUGGAGUGGCAUCUUUGUCAGCCCCGUGUGGGCAUUCUACCCAGCUUCUUGCUGCCUCAGUAUAUUUUGGUGGGCAGUCAUCGAGUUCAUUUUAAAGUUCAGGAGCGGCAAAGAGCCCUGUUGCUGCUAGAUUUGUUGAUCAUGUUACGUCUAAUAUGCAGAAUCUGCAAAAUCAGCUGCAUUUUCUUUACUUGAAAACUUUAGAUUUGGCAUUUACUAACAUAGUAUUUUUGCAGCUUCAGCGCUCUGAUAGCACUACUGUGUGUUUAUGUGCUGGGAGGAGGCUGUACACUCUGUACUUGAAACUGGAAAGUGAGCAGAAAUGUUGCUAGUAAUUUUUUGCUAGUAGUACUUUGGAAAACAGAAAAUCUGCCUUUACUCAGUAAAUUGCCCUUGGUCCCAAGUUUCUUUUUUUUUUUUAUGCAAGUAAAUUUAAUCAUUUCUCCAUUCUGUUUUGCACAUCAGUGGUUUACACUCAUAACUGAUUGAAUCUUAUCAGUGAACUAACUUCUAGGUGCAGGGAACAAAAAAGUAAAAACAGUUCUUACAGUCCAAGUUGUUCAUUGAGAUAACUGAAGGUUGUUAAACACUAGUAUUAUAAAGCUGUAUUACGAUCAACAUAAAUCACUCCUUUAUUUUCAUUAUUAUCUCAACUGAUUUUUUAUAUUGCAAAUUUCAUUCUGUUUUUUCACCCUUUGAUAGUGUUAAAUGGAGGCUCCAGUUGAAAUGAGGAUUACACUGAAAAAAUGAGAAAAGCCCAAGCUCUGGAUCUUUAUACAGGAAAGCCCUUGGUUUCUGUCAGUAAAGUGAUUUGCUGAAGAUGAGGCCUCACUUUAUUUAUCUUGAACACUAAGGCAAUGCCUGGGGUGCUGGGACAGACAGAAUUAGUCAACAAUAAUGCCUGUGCAUAAUAUACGUAUACUACAUAGGAUAUGGUUUGUAUUUAGCACAUAACAGAUGAUGCUGCAUUGCCCUGCACAAGGUCAUUUGGCCAGUAAUACUCUGUCACCUCUAGAAAAGGUCAAAACUUGUGCCAAUUAUUAGUGACCAAACAAGUGUCUUGUAUAAUUAUUGUGAUGAAAUGAAGAAUAUACCAAACUGAAUACUGAAGUGUUUUAAUUUUUCAGACCGUAGCACUGCAAAGGAGAAACUCAGACAACUUUUCUCAAUGACUCUAUAGCCAACUAAUGUAACAAUGGUACUAAUAUUGGGACGCAGACUGAAUAGAGAGGAUAGUGGGAUACGAGAUUCCCCUGCAACCAAGCGGAAAGUUUUUGAAAUGGACCCAAAAUCGUUGUCAGGCCCUGAGUUUUUUGACUUCUCCUCGGGAUCAUCACAUGCUGAAAGCAUUCUCCAGAUCUUCAAUGAAUUCCGAGACAGCCGGUUGUUCACAGAUGUCAUUAUCUGUGUGGAAGGACGGGAGUUUCCCUGCCAUCGAGCGGUUCUCUCAGCCUGCAGCAGCUACUUCAGAGCUAUGUUUUGCAAUGAUCAUAGAGAAAGCAGAGAGAUGUUGGUGGAGAUCAAUGGCAUUUUAGCUGAAGCUAUGGAUUGCUUUUUACAGUAUGUGUAUACUGGCAAGGUAAAAAUCACCACAGAGAAUGUGCAGUAUCUCUUUGAAACAUCAAGCCUCUUUCAGAUUAGUGUUUUACGUGAUGCCUGUGCCAAGUUCCUGGAGGAGCAGCUGGAUCCCUGUAACUGCCUGGGAAUCCAGCGCUUUGCAGAUACGCACUCGCUCAAGACACUGUUCACCAAGUGCAGGAAUUUUGCGCUGCAGACAUUUGAAGACGUGUCUCAGCAUGAAGAGUUCCUCGAGCUGGGGAAAGAUGAGCUUAUUGAUUACAUUUGCAGUGAUGAACUGGUGAUCACUAAGGAAGAGAUGGUGUUUGAAGCUGUCAUGCGCUGGGUGUACCGGGCAGUUGAGUUGCGAAGACCAGUGUUGCAUGAGCUUCUGACACAUGUCAGGCUCCCGCUACUACACCCAAACUACUUUGUUCAGACUGUAGAGGUGGACCAGCUGAUUCAGAAUUCCCCUGAGUGCUAUCAGCUGCUGCAUGAAGCCAGGCGGUACCAUAUCCUUGGAAAUGAGAUGAUGUCUCCCAGGACUAGGCCACGCAGAUCAACUGGUUAUUCAGAGGUGAUAGUUGUUGUUGGAGGCUGUGAACGAGUUGGAGGGUUUAACCUGCCGUAUACCGAGUGCUACGAUCCUGUAACAGGAGAGUGGAAGUCACUGGCUAAACUUCCAGAGUUUACCAAGUCUGAGUAUGCAGUGUGCGCUCUGCGGAAUGAUAUUCUUGUUUCAGGUGGAAGAAUCAAUAGUCGGGAUGUUUGGAUUUAUAACUCUCAGCUUAACAUUUGGAUCAGAGUUGCCUCCUUAAAUAAAGGCAGAUGGCGUCAUAAAAUGGCUGUGCUUCUUGGUAAAGUAUAUGUUGUUGGAGGAUAUGAUGGGCAAAACCGCCUCAGCAGCGUGGAGUGUUACGAUUCAUUUUCCAAUCGAUGGACGGAGGUGGCUCCCCUUAAAGAAGCUGUGAGCUCUCCAGCAGUCACCAGCUGUGUUGGCAAACUGUUUGUGAUCGGGGGUGGUCCUGAUGACAACACAUGCUCUGACAAGGUUCAGUCUUAUGAUCCUGAUACUAAUUCUUGGUUGCUCCGUGCAACUAUCCCUAUUGCGAAAAGGUGCAUUACAGCUGUGUCUUUAAACAAUCUGAUCUAUGUUGCUGGUGGUCUUACCAAAGCAAUAUACUGCUAUGAUCCGGUUGAGGACUACUGGAUACAUGUACAGAAUACAUUCAGCAGACAGGAGAAUUGUGGCAUGUCUGUGUGUAAUGGAAAAAUCUAUAUCCUUGGUGGAAGACGAGAAAAUGGUGAAGCCACAGACACUAUUCUUUGCUAUGAUCCUGCAACAGGCAUUAUCACAGGAGUAGCAGCUAUGCCCAGGCCAGUAUCGUAUCACGGCUGUGUGACGAUUCAUAGAUAUAAUGAAAAAGGCUUUAAACUGUAAUAUUUUUUUUUCUUGGGGGGGAGGAAGAAAUAGCAGGAUUGAAUCCAGUGGUCUGCUGCAAGGCAGGUUUUUAAAUCCUGAAGUGGGAAAAUGCCCUUUCCUUACCUAAGUGUCAUGAAAAUUGUAUCUUGUGCCUUUUAAAAAAAAAAAAAAAAAGCAGGGGGUUAAUUUAAAUUAAAAAUAAAACUAGUCUACAAAUCUGUAUAGUUACCAGAGUAUGUUGUACUGGUGAUCAGAAAGGUUGCCCUAUGUGUGUUAAGUAGUUAAAAUCUUGGAAGCUUUGUGGGGAAAGUGCCUUCACAAGCACUUGUGCCUGUGUCUGAAGAAGCAAUACCUACAAGGUUUCAGGUUCUGCUACUUGAAAAAAUAUGUAGCAAAUAAAUUUCAAAGAAGCAUCUAGUAAUAAUUACAGUUAGGAAAAAGCUUGUCUAAUUACAAUACAUAUGCAAAGCAUUCUUACAAGCAGAUUAUUUGGCUUAACCAAAUAGAUUUUAUUUAAGAUCAUGCAUGAUUUGGGAUUUAAAAAAAAAAAGGGGGGGGAACGGCGGGUUGAUUUUAAGCUACGUAGGACAAAUAUUAGAAUACUUGAGAAAUGCUUUCCUCUGAAGGAGGACAGUGACAUCUUGGUGGUUUUGUGAGCCACUGCAACAUACAGUGCUGAUUGCAUACCUUAACACUAUGGACCUUAUUCAUAGUGUUACUAAAUGCUUGUCAGAAAUACAAGGCUACAUGACAUGGAAAACUAGCCAGUACUGGGGUGCAGGUAUGCAUCUGUAAAGCAGAUUUGGAAUCCUGGUUUUUAACUUCCCGAAUAAUAUGACUGAAGCCUGAAAGUUGCUGGGUUUGUUCUCUGCUCAAUGUGAAGCAUCUCUAAACUACUCAAGGAAUAAAGGAAAGAACUCAGAAUUCAACCGCUUUUUUGAAUUGCAUUAUAAAUUACCUGGUAGAAGACAUAGGAACUCAGGUUGUACCCUACAGCUUACAAAUUGGUCUUCCAGAUCCGUCAUCUGAAGAGAUGGUGGAGUUACCCACCAAGUAUUUUUUGGCCUUUCUUCAGACAAUCACUCUAGCUCAAUUCGACUACUGUAUAAGCUGCUUGGCCACAGAUGGAAGAGGUUCUGGAAAGGUCCCUUAUGUCACUAGAAAAGAGCUGUGGAGCUGACCAUGUAGCCAUAUGAGGGUAACUCCCACACACCAUGUCUGGCUAAUUUUGAAGCCUAGAAAGUGCCUAUAUUUCAACCUGGAUUUUUUGUAGUAAAGGUAUUUCUUUAAUCUUUAAAGUCCUCCUUAUAUUUGUGUACUAUGUCUCAUAGUUCCAGUAUACAGUUAUACAACUGAGGCACAAGUUCUUGAAAACUGAAAUAGCACUUGAGAGUUGGAAAAUGUAUAGUACUUUCUAUGUACCAGUUUGCUAUUAAUCACCAAAAACCUCAGGAACUCCCCUUCAAAGGAAUUCUGAGGACAGCAGCCAGUAGGGAAAUUGGUCAGUGCCAGGACAGAGAAAAAUAUAAGGCUCCUGCAGAGGCACCCUGGCCUCAGGGUUCUGGUCUACAUGCUUGCUCAGGAGGGUGAAAACAAGCACCAUGUCUGGAACGUCGGUCGUUCCACUGGACUCUCUUCACCAUCUGUUUUCCCAGAGUAUUUUUUCAUGAGAUGGAAAUUCUGACCCUCAGUGAAGCUAUGCCAGAUUGGGAGUCAUCAUUUUCAGUAACAUAUGGUUGUGACUUUUAAAGAGCACUGGGAGCUGCACUUUGUGAUGCAUUAACUUGUAACCUCAGGAAAGGACAAAAAUAAUAGUUUGGGGCUGAAUACCAAACGCUGCUUUGUAUAUGUUAAGAAUAUUGAUAAAAUACAAAUCUCUGCAUAUCAGUGAUGUCAUUAGGAAAUGGGUCCCUGAGAACACAUAUUCACAAUGCCCUAAAUAGGAAGCCAUUUGGUAACGUAAGACUUAAAUUUAAUCCUUUUCUAAGUUUCUUGUGCCUGCUUGCCAAGUGUUACUUUGAAAAGGUUAUUUCAGUACCUGUGAAUAAGGUCCAUUGAUAGCAAUUGUAAUUGCCCAAUUAAUGAUGUUAUAUACUAACACUGUAUAGUUUGUGCUAUUGUUGUAAAUGACAAUGUAAAAAAUGAUAGGAGCACUUCAUUAGAGAUGCAGUUUGAAAAAUAUUCUCCCUUCCUUUGAUUUCCUUCUUUGUAUUAAGAUGUGUGAUGCUGAUUGUCAUGCUAAACUGUUUUUAAACAUUCUUUAUUCAGUGUCAUCUAUGUAUAGGUAUCUUUUAACCUGAUUAUAAUACUGCACUAUGUAAAUACUGCUUUUUCUGGUUUUGAAAAUACAGCUAUAAACUGAAAUUUCUUAAUUAUGUACUGUUACCUAUUUUUGAAAAUGAAAGUGUUUAAUGAACCAGUAAAUGCAGAAAUGUAAAGAGAAGUUUUCCUCUACAGCUAUAGUUCUUGAACCUGUACUCAGUGCUGAACAGUUAGGUGUGGAGUAUUGCUAAAAGGGCAGUUACUCAUGCUAUGAUUUCCUCAAAACAAACAAGUUCUUUGGUUUGAAUCUGUAAGUAAUUUUCACUUAUAACCUGCUCUGUUUAGAACAGUACUUUCAGAUGUACUAGAAUUGAACAAUUCAACUUCAGUUUAAUGAAAAUGUACUGUUUCCUAGAAGGAUGCUUUAUUCAGGAAAUUGCUUUCCUGAGUCACCUGUUCUCUGAUGCAUUUCAUUUAGGUGUAGAUGGAUUCAAAGAUUAAAACUCUGACUGUUCUAGCUGA
Cygnus olor (mute swan) is the source of this 8543-nucleotide messenger RNA. It is a transcript of the gene KLHL24, whose product is annotated as kelch like family member 24. The coding region runs from base 3975 to 5777 and encodes 600 amino acids. Gene Ontology annotation, molecular function: protein binding. Lineage: Eukaryota; Metazoa; Chordata; Aves; Anseriformes; Anatidae. The record is from RefSeq and is a predicted model, not a curated record. The transcript has 7 exons.